CAAAGUGACAGUCAUCGUGGCUAACUUAAUCGGUGAUUCUAAUUCACCUUUCCUCGUGAAUGAAAUCACACUUCUCCGAGACUUUCCCAGAGGAAAAAUCGUCGAUCAAGAAAGUGACAGUCAUUCUAAUUAAAUUAACCAGUGAUUCUAAACCUCCUUCCCAUAUGGUUCGAAUACUCGAAAAAAGGGAAGAGUCAGUGAAAUUCAGAAGGCUCCGCUAGUGUGUACGAAUCCCGCCAAGUAAUCGCGUGCACGUAACACUGGAGCAAUCGAGCGUGAUCCGGUGAAGCAUCAGCGUGACUCCAGCUCCUAUAUGCGACUCUCUGCUGGCAUCCCUUCCGCUCCGUUGAACGAUCCACGUCGCGAUUCUCGAAGAAUCGACGUCGCGAGGGUUGGAAAGGUGUGGGCGGUCUGGCGCCAGGGGUUUAACCGAUCGAUUCCUCUCUCGCGGUCGAGGAUGCUCGCGACGUAGGAACGGGAUACGAGGUUUUUACGUCGUAGUCACGUGCCAAGAAGCAUCGUAGUUGUGCCGAUAGUGGGGAGAGGGGGACUGAUCGAAGGGGGACGCAGAAGGGGGACAUUUUCCGGCGCCUCGACGUCCUUGUGGAAAAUCGAUACGGCGUGUGCUGGCCACCCCGUUGCAACCACCCCGUCGCGGUGCAAUGACCUCCAAACCGGGAAGGUCCUACAGCGUGAGGUCUCCGCGAGUCGGAGGGCCUCUCUCGCAGUCGUUAGCGAUGAUUCCGCCAACGAUGCACGGUCAUGAAUUCAAUCAACCCCUGUCGAGGGUGGUUAUGGUCCGUAAAACGGAUCAAAGGACGUUCAGCAAGGGUAGACGGGGUGGCGAGCCUCUUCUGGAAACGGUUACCAGGGAGACCGUCGAACUUUUCAACGGCGGCCGUGCUGAAAGGAAAUACACGUCCGAAACCAGAGACAUCGUUACGCCAAAGUCGAACAGGUCGAGGACAGAUUCGGUGAGAUCGAAAUCCCCUUUGACAGCGUCGCCAGCAUCUCCAGGGCCGUUGUCGAAUUCUCUACACGGCAGUUUUCACGGUAGUUUAGGAAGCGAUGGGAUGUCCUGCAGCAGCGCGAGAUCGUCAUCUGCGUCGCCUGACUCUGCGAGAUACUCCUCGACACCGAUAACAAAGACUGACACACGUAAACCGUCUGUACGCAGAUUGGGGCCUCCUAAGGAAUUUAUCUACGUUUGCCUCGAGACGCACAAUUUGUACCGCGCGAGGCAUGGUGUGCCACCUCUACGUCUCAACAAACAGUUAUGUAAAACGAGUCAGGACUGGGCAAAUAUUCUGGCAGCUAGGGGCAGGUUAGAGCAUAGGGCGAACAUAGAUUAUGGCGAGAAUUUAUACUGCAUGUGGAGUUCCAAUCCGAAGACUAUCGUGGGCGGUGACGAGCCCGUAAACGAAUGGUAUGCCGAGGAAGCGCAACAUCAGUACGGAAAGGAGCCCACCACCCUAAAAACUGGCCACUUCACGCAAGUAGUGUGGAGAGACAGCACCGAGUUAGGCGUCGGUAUGGCCAGGAAUCGAAACGGCGAGGUCUACGUAGUGUGUAACUAUAAUCCAGCUGGAAACUUCCUGGGUAGCUUCACCGAGAACGUUCUACCGCCUGGAGGUUCGAGUCCUACUAAAAAAAUCACCUUCCUAGAACCUAAGCCACAUUACGCGUUAGACGAACAAGCGUGGCAACAGGAGGCUUUGCACGUCCACAACGAGUACAGGAGGAGACAUCGUGUUCCUGACUUGAGGUUAAGCUCAGAAUUAACGUCUGCUGCUAAGGCGUGGGCGAACACGUUGCUGAACACGAACAAGCUGAUCCCGCAGUCGACGUCCCCCUACGGGGAGAACAUCUACUCGAUGCAGUGUUCCGAUCCAAAGUUGAUCGUGCCAGCACGAGAAGUCGUCUCAAAGUGGUACUCCGAGAGGAAGGAUCACAAGUAUGGCACUGAGCCAAAAGUUUUAAACACAUGCCAUUUCACACAAAUUGUUUGGAAGAACACCACUGAGAUGGGAAUAGCGAUGGCCAAAAGGGACGGAACGUGUGUGGUAGUGGCCUGUUACCAUCCGAGGGGUAACAUCGUCGGUCAAUUCACGGAGAACGUGAAGCCCGCGAAGAGCCACUAGUUAGUUCGCUAGACGAAACCACCCACACCCAUGUCGAUAAUGUAUUUAAGCGCUGUAUUUAUAAUAUCGUGCAUAGACGACAAUACGCAUAGUAUAUGUAUAUAUAACACACAGAUGUGCAUACACGUAGAAUAAAAGAAACAUUCCACAUACUACACGUAAUCGAAACACUUCGUCUGUUUUAUUAAUCGUCGAUAAUGUGACACUGGGAGAAUCGUGUCGAAUCCUCAAUGGCGCGACGACGAUCAUAUAAAGACGUGUUGUUGUGUAACGCGUUUUAUCUUUGAGGACCGGCUUUCUUUUCUUUAAAAAUUAAAAAAUGAAAUUUCGUUCAAAUUUAUUCUUACUAAACUUUAGGAGUCUAAUA
This is a messenger RNA of Habropoda laboriosa, 2508 nucleotides long. RefSeq lists its product as uncharacterized. Gene Ontology annotation, cellular component: extracellular region. The coding region runs from base 663 to 2141 and encodes 492 amino acids. Lineage: Eukaryota; Metazoa; Arthropoda; Insecta; Hymenoptera; Apidae. The record is from RefSeq and is a predicted model, not a curated record. The transcript is spliced from 8 exons.